This is a messenger RNA of Neltuma alba, 866 nucleotides long. Its product is annotated as protein RICE SALT SENSITIVE 3-like. The transcript is spliced from 6 exons. Lineage: Eukaryota; Viridiplantae; Streptophyta; Magnoliopsida; Fabales; Fabaceae. The record is from RefSeq and is a predicted model, not a curated record. The coding region runs from base 30 to 866 and encodes 278 amino acids.
AUCUGUAAUUGGUUGUAUAACUGAAGGCUAUGGAAGAACAUGUCAGUCCACUGGCUGCUACACAUAUUCUUCAACACACACUGAGAAGCCUGUGCAUUCAUCAAAAUUCUCAGUGGGUAUAUGCAGUCUUCUGGAGGAUCUUGCCUAGAAACUACCCACCACCCAAAUGGGAGUGGGAAGGUCAAGGGACUUAUGACAGAUCAAGAGGAAACAGAAGGAACUGGAUAUUGGCGUGGGAAGAUGGUUUCUGCAAUUUUGCAGCUUCAUCAUCUGUUUAUAAUGGGAAUUACUAUCAAGGGUUGCAACCUGAGCUGUUCUUCAAGAUGUCGCAUGAGAUCUAUAACUAUGGAGAAGGGUUGAUAGGAAAAGUUGCUGCAGAACGCAGCCACAAGUGGAUAUACAGCGAACCUACUCAAGAUCAAGAAAUCAACUUGGCCUCCGCGUCUGCAGAAUCGUAUCCAAGGACUUGGGAAGCCCAGUUCCAGUGUGGUAUAACGACCAUAGCACUGAUUAGUGUGACAGAAGGUGUUAUACAACUGGGAGCAGUUCAGAAGGUGAUAGAAGACCUGAACUACGUGGUCCAAUUAAGGAGAAUGUUGAGUUACAUAGAGAGCAUCCCAGGAGUGCUAUUACCACACCCAUCAUCAUCGUCUUCGUCUUCUUUUUCUCAUGGAUUGGGUUGUGGAGUUUCAGAUCAACAAUGGCCAGGGCCUGAACUUCUCUAUGACCCAUACUUGAAUUCAAGUCCUUCAAUGAAAAGCCUUGAGGCCUUACUGUCUAAACUACCUUCAGUGGUGCCGCCGCCGCCGCCACGGCCACCACUUCCGCCACAGUCAGAGUCUCUGUUUUUUGAUCAUCUCAGGUGA